CAUAACGUAUUGACAAAUUCGUAGCUUGUUCUUCGACCUUUACAACAACUCGUUUAAAAAGAGCAUAGCAAAAGAGGGCAAAAUGCUCAUGGAACUCCCACCUCUGUGGGCACAAGUGGAGCCGUUGCUAGUAGCCCAAUCCCCUUCGAGUCCUUUCGCACAUCAAACCGCCCGCGCAAACAGCAUUUUAUGGAAUCGUUUGCGCACAACUAGACGGUGGGAGACAGAAGGAGGAGAUAACAAUAGGGUAUGUGUGGCUAUAAAAUGGCCCGAAGAUGGUAGAUUGCGUCGAGGGAAAGGGAAAAUGAAAGGAAAGUCUACAGUAGUAUGGGUUGAAGAAGGCGAAGAAGACAAGAGACUGGAAUCUAUAAUCUUGGUACACCCGUCUCUGAUACCAUCAUUCUACCCGACACCGCUUCCGAUAUCCCUCCUUGUUCAUCAGCCCAUAAAUCUAUCUCUAGCAGUCCUGCAACCGGCCUUUGACAACCCCGAUGAUCGAUCGUCUUCAAAUACUUCAGAAGACAUUGACUUCUCGGACAUCUGGCGUGAUAGCAAUUAUCCUAUCAUACGUCAAGGGGCCAUCAUAUCAUGCAAGUCAGGUAUAACGACAAACCAGUAUAAAGUCCUUAUGCUCGAGCCCGUUUAUCAAGGCAUUUUGACCGCUGAAACCAACAUUAUCAUCUCAAAUACGUUUUUCUUCGCGGACUCCUACCCAUUAAUACAAACGCCAUUAGGAGAUGGGAUGAGCGAGGGCAGUUUUAGCAAGACCCAUCUUUCACUCGCCAACUUUGACGCUGACGCUUUCCUCUCCUCCUCUCUUUCUUUGUCUCUAAAAGAUGAUUUACCAGACGGCGAAGCACUGGAAGAUGAAGAAUUGAUGGCUUUGUCAAGUACAACUUCCGGAUCUCUCACUCCCCGUCCACCUGGAGCCGGCGUCCGGCCUAUAUCACCUGUUGCCCCCGUUGAAGAGGUUCUGCAACACGAAGAAUUAGAAGAUAGGGGGGUGAGGUUCAACCCUGUUGUUGCCGAAGGGAAGGCCGUUGAUGGGGGAGGGGAUGAUGUUUGUUGGAUGGGCGUGGGAGGGCUAGGCAGAGCAGGGAUAUUUGAAGGUGAUUGGGUGUUGGUGAAGCCAAUAGGACAAGCUCAGGCGAGUGGAAGAUUGGUGAAGGCCUUGGCUUGGGAACUUCUUGACGAGUCAGAUGAUGAGCUACCUGCGAAUACCAUCCUUCUCUCACCGUCCCUGUACCGCUCUCUUAUUCCCUCCUCAUCAUCAUCAAGCUUACCUCAAUUGACUGUUGUUCCAACACCGUUUGGUGCUCGCUCUCCCACUUUGCCGAUCGCAAACAAAAUAACACUCACACGGAUAGCAACUGCUGAAGCAGUGGAUAAACGGUAUGAACGAUCAUGGCUACGAGGUCAGACCACUUUGUUUGUGCCCAAAAACCGGAAAAGAAGGGGAGAUGCUCAGGAAUAUGUGAGUAUGGUGAGACGGGGUGAUAUACUGGGUAUUCCUGUCUGGUUGGAUAAGACCGUUACCGACGAUGAGCGGCAAAAGUCCAUUGCGGCCGAAAGUGAGGACGAUACGGACUCUGGCUCUGAAUCAGACAGUCCCUCACCAUUCUUCUCGAAAAUACCGUCGACACCAACAAGCAUAGUCUACUUUGCUGUAACGUCCAUCUCUUAUAAUCCCCUGGUCCCAAUAGAAGAAGAUUUUAGAUCAUCUACAACAGCUAAGGCACGAGCUGGAGAAUUAGGAUGUUGGAUUGGAGACGGGACGGAACUAGUAUAUGAAGGACUGGAGAAGGCGCGGAUUGAACAAAAAGGAUGGGAUAAGAGAUGGUGCGGGAUCCGUUCGAACCCACCUCCAUUUUCCAGGUCAGCAUACACAAAGCUUUCGGAUAUCUUAAAUUCCGCAUUCUUCCAGACUUCCACAGCUUUUCGACCCCAGCUUUCAAUCAUCGUAAAAGGCUCACGAGGAGCUGGAAAGAGAUCUCUCAUAGAAUGUAUCGCGGACGACAUCGGGUUCAACAUUGUCACUGUGGACUGUUACGACAUAACUGGCGAUACACCUGAAGUAACAUCAGGAACGCUCCUCGCUCGACUUUCAAAGUCUAUUUCAUGUUCCCCAUCUCUUCUCGUUCUCCACCAUGUUGAAGCUCUCUCGUCCAAAUCCAAUUCACCCUUCGGUAGACCGCCAUCCGUCGUUAAAAUACUCGAAGAAGUCAUCGAUGGUGCAAGACAAACUUCGGACUCAAGCUCUGGAUCUUCAUCAAGUUGGCCAGUGAUUGUGGUAGGUACCACGGCGGAUGCGGAUGCUGUGCCGUCAGAGGUAUUGGCUUGCUUUAAGCAAGAAAUUGAACUGAAAGCUCCAAAUGAAGAUGAAAGACUGGCUAUCAUGGAAUACAAGCUGGAGGAUUACGAGGUCGCUCCUGAUGUGGAUACCAGAGCUCUUGCGAGGCAGACCGCAGCUUUGAACGCGGGAGAUAUUAACUCGUUAGUCCACCUGGCAUGGAUUGCGGCCGUCAAACGCUCUACUUCUUCAUGUGUAUCCUUUCCCCAGGCCCAGCAAGCAGGGAUAUCUAUUACUUCUGAGGACUUUAGGCAUGCUCUCUCCAAGGCACGUGCGGCGUAUUCGGAUAGCAUAGGUGCACCCAAGAUUCCGAAUGUCUCAUGGGAUGAUGUGGGUGGAUUGGUCAGUGUCAAGCAGGAUAUUUUGGACACAAUCCAGCUGCCUUUGGAAAGGCCUGAGAUGUUUGGGGAAGGUCUUAAGAAACGCUCUGGUAUACUACUUUACGGUCCACCAGGUACUGGUAAAACUCUCCUCGCCAAAGCAGUCGCCACAUCCUUCUCUCUCAACUUCUUCUCCGUCAAAGGUCCCGAGUUACUGAAUAUGUAUAUCGGUGAAUCCGAGGCCAACGUCCGCCGUAUUUUCCAACGCGCAAGAGAUGCAGCUCCCUGUGUCAUUUUUAUGGACGAGCUCGACUCUAUAGCACCCAAGAGAGGCAAUCAGGGCGAUUCGGGUGGAGUGAUGGAUCGGAUAGUGAGCCAGCUGUUGGCAGAGCUCGAUGGUAUGUCCUCCAGUCGUGGAGGGGUGUUUGUGAUGGGUGCGACAAAUAGACCAGAUUUGCUCGACCCUGCAUUACUCCGACCAGGUCGAUUUGACAAGAUGCUCUACCUCUCUAUCCCUACAACUCAUACCGCCCAGGCAAGCAUCCUAACGGCACUCACGCGCAAGUUUAAUCUCCACCCAGACCUGGAUAUAGGGAAGAUUGCGGAGCAAUGUCCCUUCAAUUAUACAGGUGCGGACUUGUACGCGCUGUGUGCGGAUGCAAUGUUGGGAGCUAUGACACGGCAAGCAGAGGCGGUGGAUCGUACUAUCGCCAAGCUAAAUGCUUCAGCGUCUAUGGGAGAAGAUCCUUCUCUUAAAACAUGGCCUGGAGAGUUGACGUCGCAAUACUACUUGGCGAAGAUGGCGACCAAGGAGGAGACCGAGGUGAUCGUGAAGCAGAAAGAUUUUGAAGAGGCGUUGAUCAAGCUGGUUCCAAGUGUGAGCAAGGAAGAGCUGAAGCAUUAUGAGAGGGUACAAAAAGAAUUCCAAGGGUAUGCAAUUGGGAAGAAGGACAGUGCGAAUGAAGUGAAGGAUAAAGGGAAAGGAAAGGGAAAGGAAAAGGGAAAAUCAGUUGUUGUUAAUGGCGAAGCUGGAGGAUGAGCAGCUUAUUUUUAAAUGGACUUUUUGUAGCCAAAUAUAGUUGUAGAGAUUUAGACAUGGUCUGUCAGAUGAAUUCAUGAUGAUGAUGCAU
Molecule: messenger RNA, 3800 nt
Organism: Cryptococcus deneoformans JEC21
Lineage: Eukaryota; Fungi; Basidiomycota; Tremellomycetes; Tremellales; Cryptococcaceae
Exons: 7
Coding region: 83-3709 (1208 amino acids)
Biological process (GO): protein import into peroxisome matrix
Cellular component (GO): peroxisomal membrane; cytosol
Molecular function (GO): ATP binding; ATP hydrolysis activity
Source: RefSeq, a predicted model, not a curated record